UGAAUAGAGUUUGGGUGCUCAAUGUGAGAGAGGGGCGGCUGGGGGAGAGUGGCGGGGAGGGUGGCACUGGCCGCGUCUCCCUCUUUUCCAGGAUGCCACAUUAAUUCCUAUUAUUAUUAUUAUCAUUACUAUCAUUCCACCCUCUCUCCUUCCUUCCUUCGCUCCCUCCUCUUUUUGUUUCCUCCCCUGCCUGCGGUGCCGUCCAGCGCCCUGCCAGCGCCAACUUCCAAACGCGGAACAGGAGGAGGAGGAGGAGGAGAGCGCCUUUGGACGGCCGGAGAAGCGGCGGAAAGUCAAGGGGUCCCUCUGGUGCCUCACUUCUUGCCUCCCUCCCGCUUGGGCAUCGCUCGCCUCUAUGGAUUGGCGGAGAGAUCUCCUCGGGUCCUGACUCCCGAACCCAGGGUCGCCACGCUGCCUGCGCCGGGGGGCGGGAGGCCGGGUGGACGGCAGGGAGAGCCAGGCCCGAAGGGGCUGCCCCUGAGCGGGCCCCGCGCCCCGUCCUCUUCGCCCGCGGAGUGGGACGCCCGCAAGGGCUCCGCGCAGCCCCGCCGCCCAGCUGAGAAGACACAGGCCCUCCCCUCUCCGCUGGGGAGACCCUCCAAGAGGCCAGCGCCCGCCCCGUCUGGGAUCCCCACCGGAAAGAUUGCUUAAUAGUUCUGCCUGGAAUUGGAAUCUGCAGCUCUCCCCACCAUGCCCUUGGUUGGCUUUUUGCUUUGGGCCAUCCUGCUGAUCGUGGGCUGGUGGCCAUCCUACUCCAAGGAUUACCUGUUUGCUACUCCGAGGGUGCAGCUCACUUUCAAAGAGCUGAAGGCCACCGGCACUGCCCAUUUCUUCAAUUUCCUGCUCAACUCAACAGACUAUCGCAUCCUGCUAAAGGAUGAAGAUCAUGACCGCAUGUAUGUGGGAAGCAAGGACUACAUCCUUUCACUGGAUCUCCAUGAUAUCAACAGGGAGCCCCUGAUAAUCCACUGGCCUGCAUCUCAGCAAAGGAUAGACGAGUGUGUCUUGUCAGGGAAGAACAUUAAUGGCGAGUGUGGGAACUUCAUUCGUCUUAUCCAGCCAUGGAAUCGAACCCACUUGUAUGUUUGUGGUACUGGAGCAUACAACCCUGUCUGCACCUUUGUCAACCGGGGCCGCAAAGCACAGGCUUUUGAGCUGAACCAGUCCAUCCAGCAGGGAGGACGGGGAAGUAGAGCAGUUGACUCCUCCCUCCACCCGUCUCCAGUGGAACGCAAGGAUUACAUAUUCUACCUGGAACCAGAAAGGCUGGAAUCAGGAAAAGGGAAAUGCUCAUAUGAUCCGAAGGUGGACACUGUAUCAGCGUUAAUCAACGAAGAACUCUAUGCUGGUGUCUACAUUGAUUUCAUGGGCACAGAUGCUGCCAUCUUCCGCACCAUGGGCAAACAAACUGCCAUGAGGACGGACCAGUAUAAUUCCCGUUGGCUAAAUGAUCCAGCAUUUGUCCAUGCACAGCUCAUCCCAGACAGUGCAGAGCGAAAUGACGACAAACUCUAUUUCUUCUUUCGAGAGAAGUCCACCGAUUCGCCACAGAGCCCUGUGGUCUACUCUCGCAUCGGUCGCAUUUGCCUGAAUGAUGAUGGAGGGCACUGCUGUCUGGUGAAUAAAUGGAGCACGUUCCUGAAAGCACGACUCAUUUGUUCUGUUCCAGGGCCUGAUGGGAUUGAAACUCACUUUGAUGAACUCCAGGAUGUCUUUGUCCAGCAGACCCAGGAUGGGAAGAACCCCAUCAUUUAUGCUGCUUUUGCUGCAUCUGGAUCUGUUUUUAAGGGCUCUGCAGUGUGUGUCUAUUCAAUGGCUGACAUCCGCAUGGUCUUCAAUGGACCUUUUGCUCACAAGGAAGGUCCCAACUACCAGUGGAUGCCCUACACUGGCAAAAUGCCCUAUCCUCGUCCAGGAACAUGUCCAGGAGGAACAUUCACACCCUCAAUGAAAUCUACGAAGGACUAUCCUGAUGAGGUUAUCAAUUUCAUGCGCACUCAUCCCAUGAUGUACAAUGGUGUGUACCCCAUACACCGCCAGCCGCUAGUAGUGAGGACCAACGUCAACUACAAGUUCACAACUAUUGCCGUGGACCAGGUGGAUGCAGCUGAUGGGCGCUAUGAGGUGCUUUUCCUGGGCACAGAUCAUGGUACAGUCCAGAAAGUAAUAGUCUUGCCUAAAGAUGAUAUGGAAACAGAAGAACUGAUGCUAGAAGAAGUGGAAGUGUUCAAGGUUCCAGCCCCCAUCAAGACCAUGACCAUCUCUUCCAAAAGACAACAGCUCUAUGUUUCUUCAACCAUUGGACUUACACACUUGGCCCUUCACCGCUGUGAUGUGUACGGAGAGGCCUGUGCUGACUGCUGCCUUGCCAGGGACCCCUACUGUGCCUGGGAUGGCAAGUCCUGUUCACGUUACUCUGCUUCCUCCAAGAGGCGGAGCAGGCGCCAGGAUGUCCGGCAUGGCAACCCCAUUCGUCAGUGCAGGGGUUACAACUCCAACGCCAGCAAGAACACAGUAGAGGCUGUCCAAUAUGGUGUAGAGGGAAGCACAGCCUUUCUAGAGUGUCAGCCUCGCUCGCCUCAGGCCACCAUCAAGUGGCUCCUCCAAAAGGACAACAGUGACCGAAGGAAAGAGCUGCGCACAGAAGGCCGAGUACUGAGGACAGAGCAGGGGCUGCUGUUGCGGUCCUUGCAGCUCUCGGAUGGGGGCCUCUAUUCCUGCACAGCCACAGAGAACAACUUCAAGCACACGGUGGCCAAAGUGCAGCUGCACGUCCUGAGCAGCGAGACCAUCCAUGCUGUGCUCUUUCAGUCGGAGGCCCCUGCCCCCUCUGCGGCUGCUGUGCGGGCCGGCCUGCCGGGCACCUUCAGCUCUCACUACCAUGACCUGGUACAGCUGCUGACCCAGCCUGAAAUGGGACUCAUCAACCAGUACUGCCAGGGCUACUGGCGGCACGUGGCCUCCAACCAUAAGGAGACUCUAGCUAAUCUAAAGGCUAAAGAGCUGCAUGAUCAGAAGAAACCCCGUAACCGCCGGAAUCACCCACCAGAAGGGGACCAACAGACAUGAAACUGGCAUCCAGAUGGGAAUGUGUAGUGACAAUGCAUAAUUUCCCCUUCCUCCCCAUUUUAAUAUUAAAAUAUCUAUAAAUAAAUAUAUAUAUAUAAAUAUAUAUAUAUUCAUACAUGCAUACACAAAAAGACACACAAGCACACUGACUCCUUUCAAGACAGUAUUUAUUUGUAGGUUGUACAUAAUCUAGGUAAAUCUUAUCUUGCGGUGAGAAGCAAGGAACCUGGAGGCAUCCCAUCGGCAUCAUGCUCUAUUCCUUUCCCCACUUUUUUGGUGGUACUUUCUAAUAAUGGAUUGAUUAAUUGGAGGGGAGGGAAACAAGGGCCAGUUAUUCCCCCACCUCGUUGUCAACUCAAAGCACACAUCUGGCCAAGGCGAAGUUGCUGCUCCCAUGACUCUCAUGUCAAUAUGAGGGCCUUCUUUGUUGAAGGACACAGGACUCAAGGGUGGAAUCCACAGAUCCAGGAUGGUGGAGCAAGGGUCUUCAUACCCGGACAGCCAUGAACAUGGCUAAGACUUCAGAACUGCUGCCAUUCAGAGCACCCCACAUACCUACAAAGACUUUAGCACUUUUGUUCCUCUCACCAUUUUUCUGCCUCAAAGCACAUUCCAGCAGUACAAUGGAAACUGCAUCUCUUAAGGGGCCUAGGCCAUUUAAGGGAGAAUAAUGCAUUCCAUCAAAGAUGUCCACCUAUGGACCUGUGUGGUGCCACCGCAAGAAGAGUAAUCCUACUUUUGAGUAGUCAAGAGAUGGUGUUUUAAUUUUAUAAAUGUUUUUAGACAGUCCAAGUGGGCUUGUGAGAGAUACAAGGGGUACUGUCUGUGGAAGCUGUGGUAUAAAGAUAAUGGAAAUAGGCAACAACCAAAAGAGAGUGUGGGAGGAUUUGUAUAGUUCUUCUCAUAGACACCUGGUUCCUUUGAGCUUGUUUAUCAGACAUAUGCAAGGCCUAUGCCAGGGAGGUGUAAUAAUGUAUAUAUGAACCAAAGUUACUCUCUUGAAGUGCAUGCUUCAGAUACUUCUCAGGCCAAAGACAACUUGGGAGGGAAGGUAGCAGGGAAGAUGAGGUAUCUGUGGAUAGAUAUCAGGAGUCCUGGCUUCUUCUCAGCCAGUCCAUGGAGGCAUGCAUGCCUCUGUUUACCAACCUAGCUAUUUAUUAUAAUUUUAUCUUACUCUGUUCACUGAAGGCCUGAAGAACCAGCCUACUUGCCAAUGGAAUUCAAGCCAAGGAGGAAUGGGGCAGCCGGCUCCAGUGUGCUUGAAUGUUCCUAGAAAGAGUUUUGUGGCAUUAUCUUGAUCACUCCAGAUAGAUGACUUGGGUACAGGAUAGGAUGGCAAGAACAUGCCAAAGCCCCCAAAGAAUGGGCUCUUGUAGACUCAAAAGUGAUAGCUGCCUGCUGUCUUGCCACAAAAAAUAUGAGUCGGUGAGUCUUCAGUGUAUCCCAUGUAAGAGGAAUCCUUACCUUACCAUCACCACUCAGCUAAUGAUAUUUUCAGUGAAGCUGGCAGAUAUAGGUCAGGACUGGCAUCACUGCACAAAGAAGGUGUUUUAAAAAUGUAAGCGUAAGAUGGACUUUUGGGGUUAUGGACAACUGUGCAAUUUGGAAUAGGGACAGCCAUUGUUUGGGGAGUCAUCUAGAGUGGAAAACAGCAACCUGGGGGCAGAGGUUGCUGUUUGCAAAGCCAGGGGACAAUUGGGGGGGGGGGGGGCUCUUGACACAUAUAUAAGCAACAAUAACCUGUGCUGGGUAUAGGAGAAAUUCUCUGAUUCUAAAUUCAGACAUCAAGGAUUCUGGAAAAAAAUGUGGAAAUUAUAAUUAUAAAUUAAGGCACAGUAGAGAGAAAUAAAGAAUAUGGUAACCAACAUUGCCAAAGCCAAACUCAACCCAGGCUUACUCAGCUCCCAAAGCUACAUUGCAUUCCAGGAAAAAGAUGUAAAAUAAUACUAUGCUUCUGGGCAUGUUUAGAGUAACAGUGCUCAGGACUCAAUAAGAUGUCUCUUAGGUCAAAGGUCCCCCAUUUUUUUUAAGGUUUCUUCCUUCAUAGGUAAUGCUUUUUUACCAUAGGGUUUUCUGUAGCAAAGAUUUUGCUUUGGUUUUCUUAGUUUUAUUGUGUCUCAGAAUUAUCCUUUGGGUUGAUUUCUUUUGGCUGACAUGACUUUUAUGUUCCAUAUUCCAAGACAAAUUAAGGUCAGCUUCUCAGUUUGGAUUAAUCUGGAAGGUUUCUGCCUGCCUGCAAAGUUACACUGAACUACAUCUGCCGAAUCUCUGUACUUUGAUUCCCUCUAGCAGUGACCUUAUGCACUGAUGCAAGGAAAAUGCCUGCUUUGCCACAAACGGGGGUCCCUUUCGCAUUGUGCUACUUCUAAGAAGCUGUGGGAAAGCAGCACAAAUCUAAGAGUGCAAGUAGUGUGCAUAUAUUGGAAAAGACUAAUCCUAGAGGUAUCACAUUACUAAUAAUGUGUAAACUGGAUGAGCUGGGAUGGAAGCUGGGCUGUGUCUUGGACUUUUUUGCUUCUGUCUGCACAGCAAGGGGCAGUCUCCACAGUUGAACUGAAGGCUGUCCUACAUGCCCUUUGGUCUGUGGGGCUGUUCUGCCUACUGUUAACAAGAAAAGGGCUCACCUUUCAUGUUUAGAGGCCCUGGGCCCACCACAUUCACCCUCCCUGUUCCCUUCCCCUUGCCAGUCUGAGUGAUGCACCUAGACUUUCCAUUGUAAAUAGCUGUAAAUCAAUAAUGUAACAAAAAACGGGGAUCCAAAGCAUCUUGAUAAGGAGCUCCUUGUGAUGAAUUCAAGUGCAGGGCCACUUUGUGCCUGUAAUGUGAAAUUCCUGUGGAUAGAAUAAGCUAAUAAACACUGGCUUUUUUUGAAGA
Messenger RNA from Anolis sagrei ordinatus, 5943 nucleotides. RefSeq names its product semaphorin 3F (gene SEMA3F). Gene Ontology annotation, molecular function: chemorepellent activity; semaphorin receptor binding. NCBI's taxonomy places the organism in Eukaryota, Metazoa, Chordata, Lepidosauria, Squamata, Anolidae. Gene Ontology annotation, biological process: neural crest cell migration; negative regulation of axon extension involved in axon guidance; positive regulation of cell migration. The record is from RefSeq and is a predicted model, not a curated record. Gene Ontology annotation, cellular component: plasma membrane.